This is a messenger RNA of Photinus pyralis (common eastern firefly), 958 nucleotides long. RefSeq names its product trypsin alpha-3-like. Gene Ontology annotation, molecular function: serine-type endopeptidase activity. NCBI's taxonomy places the organism in Eukaryota, Metazoa, Arthropoda, Insecta, Coleoptera, Lampyridae. The coding region runs from base 67 to 816 and encodes 249 amino acids. The record is from RefSeq and is a predicted model, not a curated record. The transcript has 3 exons. Gene Ontology annotation, biological process: proteolysis.
ACAUACUGCAAUUUGUUUAAAUGGCGUGGGUAUAAAAGUAAUCUGGGCAAUGGAAAAGACGGAAAAAUGCAGAUAACGACUCUAAUUAUUGUCUACGUGCUAACGGCACUUGUUCAAGCCGACCGUGGAGGUCUUCAACAUCGCAUCGUCCAAGGAAAGAUGGCCGAAAUUGGCCAGUUUCCGUAUCAGGCGUCUCUUCGGAACUCGAGCCUCGGCCAUUUCUGCGGUGGCGCUAUUGUAAAAGGAUAUUCGGUGAUCACCACCGCAAAAUGCGUCCAAGGGUAUAGCCCCGAAAGCAUCUUCGUGGUCGUAGGUACCAACGAGUUGGCCCCGAGCGGAAGAACAGUUGCGGUAGUCGCCAUUUUAAGACACGAGGCUUACGACAGUGGCACUUUGAAGAACAACAUCGCCCUACUUCGCACGAAAGAGGACGUGACACAAGCGUAUAAAGCGGGAAAAAUCGAUUUGAACUACGGCUCGCCCUUCGCCGGUCAGAAGUGCACGCUGUCCGGUUGGGGAAAGGAGUCCGCAUCUGCGCUUGCGUACUCGAACUACUUGCGUUACGUCGAACUCACCUUAAUUUCCGUGAGCGAAUGUCAAACGGCUUGGACAGGUUACGACGUCGAUGCUAACAACCUCUGCACCAAACCGGAAGGAAAAGGUGGCUGUCACGGAGAUAAUGGGGGACCGCUGGUCAACAACAACAACGUACUCUACGGACUGUUAUCCUGGGGCUAUCCGUGCGCGACGAACAAACCUGACGUCUACGUUAGUAUAGCAAGAUAUGCCAAUUGGAUCAACGAGCGCGCAAUGUAAAUAGCCAUAUUUGUAGAUGGCAAAUAAAGCUUAAUCUGUAAUUAGUGUCAGGGAAAGUUUAUCAGGGCUAAUGUUUCGGGGAUCAGUAAAGGUUUUUAUUUUUCAAUCCGAAAAUAUUGUACAUUAAAUCUUUUUGAUCAGU